Molecule: messenger RNA, 1423 nt
Organism: Maylandia zebra (zebra mbuna)
Lineage: Eukaryota; Metazoa; Chordata; Actinopteri; Cichliformes; Cichlidae
Product: RNA-binding protein NOB1
Biological process (GO): maturation of SSU-rRNA
Cellular component (GO): preribosome, small subunit precursor
Molecular function (GO): RNA endonuclease activity
Source: RefSeq, a predicted model, not a curated record
UCUGUUUUCCCCGGCCACUAAGGAUGGAUGGACAGACAGAUGGAUGGAGGCAUGGGUGGAUGGAUGGACGGAGGCAUGGGUGGAUGAAUGGAGUUGGGUGCCGUGUUGUUGGAAAAGAGAUUGUGUCUCCAGGUUGUGCACGUAAACACAGCGUGUGUGUUAUCGCUGCUGCUCUGUCAGGGUCCAGCGGAGGGUUUAAAAUCGAGCGGCGGACAGAAACAAGCGGACACACGGACGACUUCGGACGGAGACCAGUUCAGCAGCUUUCUGUUCUGGAGGGAUCCGCUCCUGACCUUCAGCGAUGAGCUGCUGGGUUUACUGAAAGAGGGCAACGAAUCACCACAGACAGAGGAGAGGGCGGAGCAAAGGGCGUCGGCGGGCCAAUCGGACGACGAGGACAAAGAGAACGAGCCUGAUGACGAAGAUGACGAGGAGGACGAUGACGAUGGAGGAGGAUGGAUCACUCCCGGUAACAUCAAAGAGGUGAAAAUGGACUCCGCUGAUUGGACGGCUCCAGCUGACAUCAAAGUCGGCUGUCUCACCACCGACUUCGCCAUGCAGAACGUUCUCAUUCAGAUCGGACUUCACGUUCUCUCUGUGAACGGGAUGCUGAUCAAGCAGGCGAGGAACUACAUCCUGAGAUGUCACGCCUGCUUCAAGACGACGAGCGACAUGAACAAAGCUUUCUGUCCUCACUGCGGGAACAGAACCCUGAAGAAGCUGGCGGUGACGGUGAACGAGGAUGGCAGCAUGCAGAUGCAUUUCUCCAAAAACCCCAAAGUGUUGAACCCCAGAGGGCUCCGGCACACGCUGCCUCUGCCUCAGGGGGGGAAACACUCCACCAACCCCCAGCUGGUGGAGGACCAGCGCUUCCCCCAGCAGAGGCUCUCCCGGAAGGCUCGCCAGAAGACCGAUGUCUUCAACCCGGACUACGUGGCCGGAGCGUCGCCGUUCUGUGAGAACGACAUCUACAGCCGAGCCGCCAACCUGCAGAUCAGAGACGGCCAGUGUGGCGGCGGCAGGAGGCGGGCCAACCCCAACGCCACCCGCAGGAAGUUCAUCAAGAAGAAGUAAAGAUGGCGAGCAUGCAUCGUGUUUAAAUUAAAGGACCGGACCGUCAUUUCCCAAAUCAUCCAUCGGCUCACGUGCGACAGAUUAACUCACCAGGUCUUCUGGUGCGUUCAUGGACAGUCAGACAUCCAAGACAUGAGGAUUAACUACAGCUCUAAACACGGUGUUCAAAGCAGAAGAGACGCGCGUGACAGCCAGAGGAAGUCGAUGACACUCGGCGACACACGGGCGAAUUAACUGCUGGCAGCACGAGUGACUCUAACAAUACCAGCUCCAGAUUAUUACAGAUUACAUAGCAUCCCUUAUGGAACGAGCCAGAAUAAUAAAUACAUUAAAAGUGUGUGAAAUUUCA